This is a messenger RNA of Trichoderma atroviride IMI 206040, 1644 nucleotides long. NCBI's taxonomy places the organism in Eukaryota, Fungi, Ascomycota, Sordariomycetes, Hypocreales, Hypocreaceae. The record is from RefSeq and is a predicted model, not a curated record.
CACCGAGUAAGACAAGGCAUACUAUAGACACACGCAUCUUCUCCUUCUCCUUCACACACACUCGCGCGCACAUAUGCCUGCUAUUUCGCAUGCUAAUUUAUCUGUUCAGCGGUUUAAAGCAGUCUGUUGUCGACCUCCACAACUUCUCGGCCGAAGUCUCUCAACAAGUAGAGCAGAUUCACCAUGUACUGUUGGAAAAGACGAGCGGCCUGCAGGUCAUGGUCAAGGCCCUAAAGGAUCUUGCGCAGGCGUCGUGUGACCUUCAGGUGGGAUUUGACAGGGCGACGCGAGAGCUCGAAACGGACAUUACAAAGCAGAUAUACAACAUCGGGCACUUUGAUUCACAGAAAUCCACCAUCGAUGCUCUACAGAGUCGCAUAAACGAGGGAAGACAAAGCGUCAACGAGCUGGCAGCGCGGGUGGAUAAGGUCCGGAAACUCGUCGAGGGCUGGGAGCGCGCAGAUAGGGCGUGGCAGGAGAAGACGCGCAAACGGCUGAGAAUCACCUGGGCGGCGCUCUCCCUUAUCCUCUGCCUCGUUGCCCUUCUCUUUAUGAUUUUCAACUACAGCUCUCAGAACGCUGAACUGGACACGGGGCCGGCCCCUCGGAGCGUGUGGAGGAAUACGACGCCAGAGCUCGGGAUACAUCAUGACGCCAAGCAGAGUCUUCCCACAAGCAGGAGCAGCGACAGAUCAGAGGCGAAGCUGGCAUGGGAAGCACCACUAGCGGACGAGGAGCCAUUGCGCAUAUUCGACGAACUGUAACCUGUCCAACGGAGACGUUGAAUAGUCGGAUUGUUUAUCAACACUGUACGGAGCAACACCCGCCGUUCCGCACAGAAGUCAUCGCACUGUUUUUCUUGCCCGCCGAGGCGUAUAAGCGGCCAAGGCCCUUGUAGGCAUCGGGUGAGGCUGCGCCAUCAAGAUUUACGUCAAUAGCCCGGGACGGGAAACGCCCUUGACACGAGACCAUUUGUCGGCAUCACCGAGGACCGUUAGUCUAGCAUAUGCGGAGACGUAGCACUGCUUCGUGCACCUCCCGCUUCACUGCCACAGUGGAGCGAACCAGCCAAGCAGUGAGGGUCGUGCGCGUUGCUUCUCGGCCACUAUUGCGGCGCGCUUAAAGCUGCUUUGCUAUUGGACUUUGCAGCAGUUUCCUUUGAACAAAAGAGCUGAGCUCCUCUCUCUAAAUGGGGACAUUUUUGGUUUUUGAGGGCCACAGUUGGCUGGGGCGUGCAAAAGACACGAAAGCUCCUUGCCCAAUUACAUCUCUUACACGGCAGAGCCUCUUGUGAGGCCAUCAUGCAACGCCUCAAGAUCAGUUCACUGUAUGUGGGUAUCUGAGGAGCGGUCAAGUCGGCCGUUUUCAAGGACAGGUUUUAUUAUACCGACUGCAAAUCAUUUGUCGAUCGUCCCGGCGAGAAAAGCAUGAUUGGCAUCUGGCUCAAGAGUCGGCGGUUUGAGAAUUAUUUUACUGUGGGGGGGUUAAUAACACUACAUGUUGCCCUCGGAGACGGUUUCAUAUGCACAGAAAGGGUAAUUUCAUAUAGGGAUUUCUUUAGGGUGAGGCUGGUUAUAGAAGUUUUGUAUAAUAGGCGUGGUCGGCAUAUAGCUGUAAAUACAAUGCACAUAUUCAUAUUACUUG